UCUUUUUUCAGCUCCAUUCGUAUAAAUUUUUGGGACGCGUCUAGUGAAAAACUACGUUUUGUUUCGGUUUUAAUAAUCAUUCCAAAACGCGCAAACAUCCAAAGUGCCUUUGAGCAGUUCACAUUUCCGCACGAGAGCGAAAAAUCGAUUGAAAUAAAAUGGCUGGUGGAAAAGCAGGCAAAGAUUCGGGCAAAGCAAAGGCGAAGGCAGUUUCCCGCUCAGCGCGCGCUGGUCUUCAGUUCCCCGUUGGCCGUAUCCAUCGUCAUCUGAAGAGUCGUACUACAUCCCAUGGUCGCGUUGGUGCAACCGCAGCCGUUUACUCUGCUGCCAUAUUGGAAUAUUUGACUGCCGAGGUGCUGGAAUUGGCAGGAAAUGCAUCGAAAGAUCUGAAAGUGAAACGUAUCACACCGCGCCACUUACAGCUCGCCAUUCGUGGAGACGAGGAGCUGGACAGCCUGAUUAAGGCAACCAUCGCCGGCGGCGGUGUCAUUCCCCAUAUUCACAAGUCGCUGAUCGGCAAGAAGGACGACACCGUCCAGGAUCCACAGCGAAAGGGCAAUGUGAUCCUGUCGCAGGCCUACUAACUGCCACAUACCCUACCACUGACACCCCUUUUUAAAAACUAUGAAGAAUUAAGAUUAGAGACCGAUGAAACAGUGUGCAACGAGCGAGAGAAGAGAGAGAGAUCCAAACUUACCGACGAAAACAACAAGAAAAGAAUUAUAAUUUUAAUACUUUCUGUGCGAUUGCAACGCAUAAUUAAACACAAAGGAAUCCAUAAUUAUACGUAAUUAUAGACAUCCGACUCCCCCACCCAAUCCAACACACCUCCACAGUCCUCCCGUAAAGCAUCCACACACACGCACACACACACAUCCAUAAAAUACAUACGCGCACGCAUGAUUUUUUAUAAUCUUAGCAACAACAAAGUG
Molecule: messenger RNA, 932 nt
Organism: Drosophila subobscura
Lineage: Eukaryota; Metazoa; Arthropoda; Insecta; Diptera; Drosophilidae
Gene: His2Av
Product: histone H2A.v
Exons: 4
Coding region: 159-584 (141 amino acids)
Cellular component (GO): nucleosome
Molecular function (GO): protein heterodimerization activity; structural constituent of chromatin; DNA binding
Source: RefSeq, a predicted model, not a curated record